AUGGCAGGCCCCAGAGUGUUCUUUACCGGCGUCACCGGCUACAUCGGCGGUACCGUAUUCCAAACCCUGCUCACCUCCUCCAACCCCCCCUCCCAGAUAACCCCCCUCAUCCGCUCUCCAGAGAAAGCAUCCCUCCUCACCUCAUCCCCUGCUAUCGCCUCCAUAGUCCCAUCCUCCACCACCCUCACCCCCCUCAUCGGCUCCCUCUCCGAGCUCGACAAACUCCGCGACAGCUCUGCCGAAGCCGAUGUGGUGGUGAACUGUGCCGACUUUGAUGAUCUGCCUGGCAUGAAGGCGAUGCUGGAGGGGCAGAAGAAGAGGUUUGAAAAGACUGGGGAGAAGGGGAUCUUUAUCCAUACGAGCGGGACUGGUGCGCUUUACGACGACGCGCGGGGCGAUUACCCUGGUAAAACUAUCUACACCGACCUCGACCCUUCCUCCGACCCAUCCACCCACCCCUCUAUCAGCACACUGGACGCUACAGCCCCACACAGGGACGUCGACUGGGCGCUGCUCGAUGCUGACGCCGAAGGCUACGUCAAAGCCUACAUCGUCUACCCCUCCGGCGUCUGGGGAUUCGGUCAAGGACCUGUUUUUGAGGAGGAACUGUCUUAUCUGGUUUCGAGCCAGACGAAGACGAUUACGCGGAUCGCGUUGGACAGAGGGAGAGUGGGCGUUUGUGGUACUGGCGCGAAUAUCUGGAACCACAUCAACAUCACCGACCUCGGCACCCUCUACGCCCUCGUCUACUCCAAAUCCACCUCUUCCCCUCCUUCCCUCCCGCACGGCCGCCAAGCCUGCUUCUUCGGCGCGGCCGGCGAAUACACCCUCCUCUUCGCCUCGCAAGCCGUCGGCAAAGCCCUCAAAAAGUACGGCAUUUUGCCCGAUGCGGAUCCCGAGCCGGAGCAGCUGGGAGAGGAGGAGGUGGUGGAGAGGUUUGGGGGGUGGUGGUGUGCGAAGAAUACGAGGGGGGUGGCGGAGAAUAGUAAGAGCAUUGGGUGGACGGCGGUUGAUAGUAAGCAGGAGACGUUUUUGGAGCAUAUUGAGGGGUUGGUCAAGUGGUAUGCGAAGCAGCAGGGGUAUCCUGUGAAAGAGUAAUGGAAAGGACGAGAAGGGGAGUUUGUCCAAAGAAGACUUUUAUGGCAUAAGCAUCAAACGCAUGUAUCGAUGAACGUCUUAGGA
Cryptococcus amylolentus CBS 6039 is the source of this 1182-nucleotide messenger RNA. RefSeq lists its product as hypothetical. The transcript has 4 exons. The coding region runs from base 1 to 1098 and encodes 365 amino acids. Lineage: Eukaryota; Fungi; Basidiomycota; Tremellomycetes; Tremellales; Cryptococcaceae. The record is from RefSeq and is a predicted model, not a curated record.